Messenger RNA from Cygnus olor (mute swan), 6915 nucleotides. Its product is annotated as SAM and SH3 domain-containing protein 1-like. Lineage: Eukaryota; Metazoa; Chordata; Aves; Anseriformes; Anatidae. Gene Ontology annotation, molecular function: protein binding. The coding region runs from base 413 to 4891 and encodes 1492 amino acids. The record is from RefSeq and is a predicted model, not a curated record. The transcript is spliced from 20 exons.
GGACAGCGCCGGCGAAUUACUUCCAGAGAAAGUGGGUGGAUGUUGUGCGGCAGCGGCUGGGGAUUUUAGGGGAUGCACCCUCGCACUUGGCUUCGCUCUCGCCCGAGCCUCCCCUCUCCGGUGGCAGCGGGCGGCGGCGCUUGGUGGCAGCAGCAGAGGAGGAGGAAGAAGCGGGAGGGCUUCGCUCGGCAGCGCUGUCGAUGCCCCGCUGAUCUGCUCUAGGGAUUUGUGGCUUGCUUUUUUCUUUUUUUCUUUUUUUUUUUUUUUUUCCUCGGUUGGUGUUCAUUUCUUGACCUUGCUCCCGAGCCCCGCGACUCGCGGCGCGGCUCCUGGCCGUGUCUCUGUUUCCUCCGGCCGGUGGGAGGCUGGCUCCGGUGCUGAAAGUUGCGGUCGCCGUCCCCGCGGAGCCAGCAUGUGCACCAACAUCGUGUACGAGUGGCUGAAGACCCUGCAGCUCCCCCAGUACGCCGAGUCCUUCGUCGACAACGGCUACGACGACCUGGAGGUGUGCAAGCAGAUCGGAGACCCGGACCUGGAUGCCAUCGGCGUGGCCGUGCCCCAGCACCGCCGCCGGAUCCACGAAGCCGUGCGGCGGCUCAAGGAGGCGGCCGAGACGGCGGCGGGGCUCUACUUCACCCUGGAGCCGCCGCCCGCGCCCCCCGACACCGGCCGCCCCCCGUCGGGGCCGGGGCUGGCGGCCCCCCGGCACCGCCCCGGCCGGGGGGGGCUGGUUGCUUACCCCCGGCUCAAGCUGAAGAUCAUGAUCCGUGACAAGCUCGUCCGCGACGGCAUCAACCUCAGCAAGCCCCCCUACUCCAACAAGGAUGGGUCACUGGGAAACAUUGAUGACCUUGCUCAGCAGUAUGCAGACUAUUACAACACCUGCUUCACGGAUGUGUGCGAGAGGAUGGAAGAGCUGCGCAAGCGGAGGGUUUCACAAGACCUUGAUGUGGAAAAACCUGAUGCCAGCCCCACAUCUCUACAGCUGAGAUCCCAAAUUGAGGAGUCACUGGGUCUCAGCAGCACUGCGUCAACACCAGACACUGAAAGAAAGCUCUCCAUUCAUAAAUCAAGUUCAGAAGAAGGCUCUGUAGGGAAAGCAGACUGGAAAAAGAAAAAUAAGUUUUUUUGGCAGAAUUUCCGAAAGAACCAGAAAGGACUAAUGAGGCAGACUUCCAAAGGAGAGGACGUCGGGUACGUGGCCAGUGAGAUCACGAUGAGUGAUGAGGAACGGAUCCAGCUAAUGAUGAUGGUCAAAGAGAAGAUGAUCACUAUUGAGGAAGCACUUGCUAGGCUGAAGGAGUAUGAAGCCCAGCACAGGCAAUCAAGUACUGUAGAUACUACAGACUGGCCUGAUGGUUCUUACUCAACAUUUGAUGGGUCUUCCAAUUGUAAUUCAAGAGAACAAUCCGAUGAUGAAACAGAGGAGUCGGUGAAGUUUAAGAGGUUGCACAAGCUGGUAAAUUCUACUCGCAGAGUCAGGAAGAAACUCAUAAGAGUGGAAGAAAUGAAAAAACCCAGCACAGAAGGUGUGGAAGAGCACUCACUUGACAACUCGCCUAUACUGGAUGACAGAUCGGCACUUUACUCUGGAGUUCACAAGAAGCAAUUCUACUUCGAUGGCUCCUGUGAGAAGCAGCCAGAGGAUGACUCGGACUCACUUACUACUUCUCCCUCAUCUAGCAGUCUUGAUGCGUGGGGAGCCAACCGGAAGCUGGUGAAGACCUUCAGCAAAACUGAUAGCCGUGGCCUUAUCAAGCCUCCCAAGAAACUUGGGACAUUUUUCUCUUACCCAGAAGAGGAGAAGACCCAGAAAGUUUGCCGCUCCUUGACAGAUGGGGAAAUGAAGAAGAGCCUCGGCUCGCUGAGCCAUGGGGUAAGUACAGAAAGCAUUUGCUUUUAUGACAGCAACAGGCACAAGCACCAUCUUCUGGUGUCCCUGGAGGAGAUUCAGAGUGUAAGGAAGCAGAUCCGAUUGAAGAAAAUGGAUACUAACUAUUCCUGUUCCAGAGCUUUUCUUUGCCAGCGCCCUGCUAGGAAAGGAGCAUCCCCCACAACUUGCGACCUACAAUUACUGCGGCACAAAGCGAAAGGGGGUGGAGGUUGUGGCUUCCCAAACAGAAGGCUACGAGGGCGCACUUCUGUCAGCGAAUUCAAUAUUACCUAUGUGGUGGAGAAAAGCCUGUACAGUCACCUCAACCUCUCACAGCUGGUGCGUCCCGUUACUGACAGGACCCUGAGCAAGGCCGACAAGCAGGACCUGAGGAGAUGCCUGCUAGAGGAGGAUGAGGAAGCCAAGAGGAAGUGGGCUGCCACAGUGGAUCGUUGUACUAAAAGGGUUCUCUUGAGAAUCCACCAAAAGUCUAGAACCUGCAGCUUUGGAGGAUUUGACUUGACAAAUCGUUCCCUUCAUAUCGGAAACAAUUCUGAACAAAUGGGCAAAGAAGGAGACUUUGUUUAUAAAGAAGUGAUCAAAUCACCCUCUGCCUCCCGUAUAUCUCUGGGCAAAAAGGUGAAAUCUGUAAAGGAAACCAUGAAGAAAAGGAUGUCUAAAAAAUACAGCAGCUCUCUGUCUGAGCAGGAGUCCAGCCCUGGGGUCAUGCCAGGUUCUCCGCAGUCACCGCCGCCAGACACUGACUCCCUGGACAAGCCCAAGCUGAAAGCUGGUGGCUCAGUAGAGAGCCUGAGGAGUUCCUUAAGUGGUCAGAGCUCAAUGAGUGGUCAGACAGUGAGCACAACGGAUUCCUCAACCAGCAACAGGGAGAGCGUAAAAUCGGAAGAUGGUGAUGAUGAAGAACCUCCUUACAGAGGACCUUUCUGUGGAAGAGCCAGGGUUCACACUGAUUUCACUCCAAGUCCCUAUGAUACAGACUCUCUGAAGCUCAAGAAAGGCGACAUCAUUGAUAUCAUCAGCAAACCCCCCAUGGGCACUUGGAUGGGCCUGUUGAACAACAAAGUCGGCACUUUCAAAUUUAUCUACGUGGAUGUGUUAAAUGAAGAGGAAGAGAAGCCAAAGCGGCCCACCAGGAGACGCCGGAAAAGCAGACCCCCACAACCCAAGUCAGUUGAGGAUCUCUUGGAUCGCAUCAACUUAAAGGAGCAUAUGCCCACUUUUCUGUUCAAUGGUUAUGAAGAUCUGGAUACCUUUAAGCUUUUAGAAGAAGAAGAUUUAGAUGAACUGAACAUCCGAGAUCCUGAGCACAGAGCUGUUCUCCUCACAGCCGUGGAACUUCUACAGGAGUAUGAUAGUAACAGUGACCAGUCAGGAUCUCAGGAGAAACUUCUCAUUGAAGGCCAAGGGCUUAGUGGAUGCUCUCCUCGGGAUUCGGGCUGCUACGAAAGCAGUGAAAACCUGGAGAAUGGUAAAACUCGAAGGACCUGUCAUCUGCCCUCAAAAUCAGCAAGUGAGCACAGCUUUAAGGACUUCAGCAGAAACCAGCUAUCAAAUUAUCCUACACUCCCACUGACCAAGUCAAUAGAAACUCUACAGCAAGGGGAAAAAGAAAGCCGGUUGAGUUGUUCACAUUGUGCUCUGAAGAGCUCUGUCAAACCUCCAGCUGUUACGGGUCUGAAGAAGAACCGUAGGAGUUUACCAGUUGCUGUCUGUCGGAGCUAUGAAACUCUGGAUGGCCCCCAGGGUGUGGAUACCUGGCCAAGAUCUCACUCCCUGGACGAUCUCCAGGGAGAAUCCAAUACCAACCUACAGGACACUAGCAAGAAAGAUUCUUUUCCUCAGGAUUCACUGGAUAUAGCAAAAAAGGCAACUGGAUCUGCCCUGCCACCUCAGCCUCAUGGGGGCAGCUGUAUGGUAGGUGACUUGAUGCCUAAACAAGGUAAGGGAGCUGCCAGUUCUCAGAAGGGAAGAGGUAAGGAGUUGGACUGCUCUGUAACGGAAAGUGCAAGUGGAAAGCCUGUUCCGUGCCCCCUGAAAAACUGUGAAGCUCAGGCUGCCUUGGUGACACAUCCUGCAACAAGGACACCUCUUGAAAUACAGAAUAAGGGCUUUCAUGACCUCGCACGGGCUGAUUAUGCUCCGGUCCUCAAGGGCGGUCUAGAAGCUGAGCAAAAAGGCACAAACGAGGCAAGAAUGCAACCAAAAAAUCCCUCUCAGCCACCACCUGUCCCUGCCAAAAAAUGCCGAGAACGCCUUUCUAAUGGAUUAUAUCAUCCUCCCGUGACCGCAAGCGGGAACCACUCAAGUCUAGAAGCACCGUGUUUGCCGGUGAAAAAGUCCAGCCCAUCUGCUCCUGUUGAUUUUCAUGGAGUCCCUGUCCAUAGGACAUCUUCUGAACAGGAGCCCAGUACUCCCCCUAGCCCACUGCCGCCCUGGCUGUCAGAGCUCCCAGAGACUGCUAGUGUUCAGCAGCACGUGAUAAAGCUAGGUCCUGCUUCGGCAAGGAAAGUCUCUUGUAGCAGGGGAAUGGAUCUGGAAAUGGUGAUAGAAAACAAGUUGCAGUCUGAAGACAUUGAUCUUACUGAAGAACCAUACUCAGACAAGCAUGGUCGCUGUGGCAUUCCUGAGGCUUUGGUACAGAGGUACUCGGAAGACUUAGACCAGCCUGUAAAGGAUGUCGCCGCAAACAUGGACCAAAUCCGGGUAAAGCAGCUGAGGAAGCAGCAUCGCAUGGCAAUUCCAAGUGGAGGGCUCACUGAAAUUUGCCGAAAACCUGUCUCCCCAGGACUUAUCACUUCUGUAUCUGACUGGCUGAUUUCCAUUGGCCUACCUAUGUAUUCCAGCCCGCUCACAGAAGCAGGAUUCAACACACUGAGCAAAGUGCCUUCUCUGUCACAAACUUACCUUCAAGAAGCUGGCAUCACAGAGGAAAGGCACAUAAGCAAGCUCCUGGCAGCAGCAAGACUCUUCAAACCUCUUGAUCCAGAGGCAAUUUAACGUGCUCCCUAGCAUGGCAUUGCCUGGUCAAGAACCCAUUGCUCCUUCCUGCACCGAUAUUGCCCUAAUUACUUCACAUAGCUAAAGGGAUCGAGGAAGUGGCUCCAAAGGACAGGCAGAUAUCUUCUUCAAAGGGUAUGAAAUGUUUCAAUUGCUGUCUUUGGCAACCGAAGGAGAAGAGAAGCAACCACCAGGUAACAUAGAUGUGGUACUUCCCUCCCCCCUCACUCCCUUGUAAAGUAUUAUUUCAUAAAGUGCAUAGGGCUGGCCUGGGAUCAGACAGUGUCACAGAAUUAAGGGACCCUUACAUAUUUUCCACAAGUUCGUGGAAGUGAUACUAAUAAUAGGCCCCGUUUCUAUGUAGAACUGCUUAGGUUGGGGGCCUUCUGUACACCUAGAUACCUGGAGUCAAUCCUACAGACCUUGUGCAAACCAAGGUGCAAGCCCCAGUAGAAGCUGUUUGGCAAAUGCCAUUUAUUUAGCAGUCUAGAGCUAAUCACAUACCCCUCCUCCCUGGUCAUCUUUGCCGUUGCUUGGUAUAGGUCCCAAUAUGCCACAAAGCCUUUAGCUAGGCCAAAGUCAAUGGACUGGAAUUAGUUUACAGUAUGGUCCAUUUCUGUCACUCCAAUGCAAUUAACCCAAGGAGAGUCAGAAAGCUUCUUUUAAUUUGUACAGAACUGAAGUCAUUUUUAUAACUGCUUUCUAGCAAUCUGCUUUUUAUUUGCCUUAAAACAAGCUUUUAAGCAGUUGCCUAAUGUUCACUUACCUGUAUUCAUGUUUCCCAAGCCUUUUUUUCAACCUGUCACUCUUAAGCUGCAUUUAGGGUGAUAUCUAGCUGAAGUAGCUUCUAUAAAUUGCCUCAUCAUGACAUCUUAUGGGUUAUAGAGAUGCUUUUACAAAUGCAGGGUUAUGCUAGGUUUUGGUUGUGAGGCUAACUUCUUGUUCACUACGGUCUGCAUUUACUGUUCUUACUAAACAGUUCCAAGAUAUACUGCCUUGUAUAUAUGUAACUGCUUUUCAUUUUAAUCAUAUUCUGUGUACUGUGUUAUAUUGUCAAUCAUUAUGCUGCAGCUUUGACUUGGUAUCCUGACCAUAUCGAUUCCAAACAGUGGGUUUCUGCAAAUGAAAAAUCACUUGUGGGAGAUAAAAUGCAUCAAAAAAUCAAAUUGUAUCCCAUAGAAAUCAUGAGAUCCAGUAAUUUCAUUGCAUGGACAAAAAAUCCUACAUAGUCUUAUGAAUUACACUGUGAUUUUAAAACAGUUGAUAUCCUUCAUGUCUGAGUGUUAAUGUUACCUCUCACUGGAAGACAGCAUUGUUCUGGCAUAUGUGGUGAAUCAUUUUUCAUGAUGUAGUAAUAUUUUUCUGCCUAAAUCCAUGUAAAACGUUCCAUUCAUAUAUGUGGCUAAUGACAGAUUUUAUUUUUCUAUAUGGGUACACAUUUAUAUACCAAAUACAGAUUAUCAUGAAUAGCGUAUAACUAUUUUUUUUUUCUUUGGGGUCUAUGUAUGGUGUAUCCUUUAGCUUCUUAUAGCACAAGUGCUCCACGGAAGACAGAGCAAGCUUUACUCUGGUAGGCAAAGUGAGAUGAAGAAACCGGGGCACAGGCCAGGAAGUGUGACUGUUUCCAUUAUCAGUUCUGAUGUCAACUUACUGUAUAAACCCAGACAAGUCACUUCACUGUGUGGUGCCUCAGUUAUCCCAGCCUCAUAUUGAGCUAAUAACGCUUACUUGUCCUGAUGAAAUGCUCUCAGGUUGAUGAAUGAGAAGUUGUGCUUACUACACGAGUCCUUACUAUAUAUGGUCCUCACAUGGCCAAAUUUUAAGUCAGAUAUAUGCAUUUUACUACAGAUGACAAUUAAUUUGUCUCAUGGUGGAAUUGAUAGGUGUUAGGCUUACUUUCCUAGCUUUAGAGCUGUUGACUGCUGGUAUCAUCAGUUUUGCAUUCUGUCCCCAUCAGGAAUUACACCAUCAUGUGAAGGCAACUAAUUCACCGGUAUAACUUGAAAUUGUUUCAAACAAAGCUC